UUGCAGGGCCGAGUCGCAGGCCAAGUUGCAGGGCCGAAUCGGAGGCCCGGUGAACGCGUCGCGCGGUCUGGCGCUGCCCUGGCUGGCGGAGGAUGCGGAACUUCACAUGCCGCUAGCCACGCCUGGGAGUCUAAGAUGACGUUGCUCUGGCCCGCAGCUUUUCAACCCAACCGGGAUUUGACCGCGGAAGAAGGCGACCACGGCAAGACCACCACCGCGCAAGACCACCACCGCGACAGACCACCAUCGCGACAGACCACCGCCGCGACAGCCUACCGCCGCGUCCUCUCGCCGCCAACACGGACAAGCUUCUCUGCGCCGACCGCGUCCGCCCCCGGCCCUCGGCCCCCUCCGUCCCCCCCAUGGCGCGUCCUCGCAAGGACGUCAAGUUUGCACAUAGGAGUGCGAGCAAUGGCCGCGCGCGUCGCGCGUCGAUGAGCCUGUCGGACAUGUCGGAGGCGGGCUCGCAGCCCGCCAGCCCGACGCGCAACGGCGCCCUCGACAAGUGCGCGGCACCACCCGCCCCCGCGCAGACGGAGUAUGAGAAGAAAAAGGCAAACUUCAUCGUGCGCACGACGUGGACGCUCGUCAUGAUUGGCGGCUUCUUCUUCGCGCUCGGCGCGGGCCAUCUGUACAUCAUCGUCAUCAUCACGGCGGUGCAGGUCAUCUGCUUCAAGGAGGUCAUCGCCAUCGCCAACGUGCCCAGCAGGGCGCGCAGCCUGCGCUUCACCAAGUCGCUGAACUGGUACUUCCUGGGCACGGCCAUGUACUUUUUGUACGGCGAGAGCGUCAUCUACUACUUCAAGCACAUUCUGCUCGUCGACCGGAUCCUGCUGCCGCUGGCCACCCACCACCGGUUCAUCUCGUUUAUGCUGUACAUUAUCGGCUUCGUCUUCUUCGUCUUCUCGCUGCAAAAGGGCCACUACAAGUUCCAGUUCACGCAGUUCGCCUGGACGCACAUGGCCCUCUUCCUCAUCGUCGGCCAGGCCCACUUUGUCAUCAACAACAUCUUCGAGGGCUUCAUCUGGUUCAUCCUGCCCAUCAGCAUGGUCAUCACCAACGACAUCUUUGCCUACCUCUGCGGCAUCACCUUUGGCCGCCACCAGCUCAUCCAGAUCUCGCCCAAGAAGACGUGGGAGGGCUUCCUCGGCGCCUGGUUCUUCACCGUCAUCUGGGGCGUCGUGGCCACCCACUUCCUCGCCCAGUACAAGUUCUUCAUCUGCCCCGUCAACGACCUCGGCGCCAACAUCUUCAGCGGCCUCGAGUGCCGCCCGAACCCCGUCUUCGUCUCCAAAGUGUACACGGUGCCCUUUAUCCCCGAGGGCAUCCCCGCCUACCUGCCCAUCCCGCACAGGGUCGACGUCAUGCCCGUGCAGUUCCACAUGGUCAUCCUCGCCACCUUUGCCUCGCUCAUCGCCCCGUUUGGCGGCUUCUUCGCCUCGGGCCUCAAGCGCACCUUCAAGAUCAAGGACUUUGGCGACUCGAUCCCCGGCCACGGCGGCAUGACGGACCGCUUCGACUGCCAGUUCAUCAUGGGCUCCAUUGCAUUUUUCUACUACGCCAGCUUCAUCGCCACACACCACACCACCGUCGGCGGCGUCCUCGAGGCCGCCAUCACCGGCCUCACCCACGACGAGCAGUUUGAGGUGCUGCAGAUUUUGACCAAGAACUUGGUCAACCACGGCGUGAUUGCGCCAGAGGUUCUGGAGCAUCUCCACCAGGUGGUCAGGCGGUAGGCGCUGCGUUGCUGUUGCGGUAGGCGCUGCGUUGCUGUUUUGGUACACGCUCUUGUCGGGUAAUCGAGACAUGUGACCACGUCAACUGUACUGUACCGUGCUGUACUGUACUGUGCUGUACCGUGCUGUACCGUACUGUGCUGUAUCGUGCUGUGCUGUACUUACUGUACAGUACUAUGCUGUCUUGU
Messenger RNA from Didymella exigua CBS 183.55, 1924 nucleotides. Its product is annotated as phosphatidate cytidylyltransferase 1. The transcript has 5 exons. The coding region runs from base 363 to 1736 and encodes 457 amino acids. The record is from RefSeq and is a predicted model, not a curated record. Lineage: Eukaryota; Fungi; Ascomycota; Dothideomycetes; Pleosporales; Didymellaceae. Gene Ontology annotation, cellular component: endoplasmic reticulum membrane. Gene Ontology annotation, molecular function: phosphatidate cytidylyltransferase activity.